Lepidothrix coronata (blue-crowned manakin) is the source of this 340-nucleotide messenger RNA. RefSeq names its product 60S ribosomal protein L10-like. Gene Ontology annotation, molecular function: structural constituent of ribosome. The coding region runs from base 53 to 325 and encodes 90 amino acids. NCBI's taxonomy places the organism in Eukaryota, Metazoa, Chordata, Aves, Passeriformes, Pipridae. The record is from RefSeq and is a predicted model, not a curated record. Gene Ontology annotation, cellular component: cytosolic large ribosomal subunit; ribosome. The transcript has 4 exons. Gene Ontology annotation, biological process: ribosomal large subunit assembly; translation.
CUUUCGGGCGCUCGGCGAGGUCGGAGCGUGGUCCCCAAGGCCCAGAGUCGCCAUGGGCCGCCGUCCGGCACGAUGUUACCGGUACUGCAAGAACAAACCCUACCCCAAGUCCCGCUUCUGCCGGGGGGUCCCUGACCCCAAAAUCCGCAUCUUCGACCUGGGGAGGAAGAAGGCGAAGGUGGACGAGUUCCCCCUGUGCGGGCACAUGGUGUCGGACGAGUACGAGCAGCUCAGCUCCGAGGGUAAGGGGGGCUUUUUAGGGGGUCCCCGGGGAUUUGAGGGGGGGGUUGGGGUCGUUUUGGGGUCCCCCCCUGCAGCCAGUUAAGCCGACCACGACCCC